Hyla sarda is the source of this 1590-nucleotide messenger RNA. RefSeq names its product cyclin L1 (gene CCNL1). Gene Ontology annotation, biological process: regulation of transcription by RNA polymerase II. NCBI's taxonomy places the organism in Eukaryota, Metazoa, Chordata, Amphibia, Anura, Hylidae. Gene Ontology annotation, molecular function: cyclin-dependent protein serine/threonine kinase regulator activity. Gene Ontology annotation, cellular component: nucleus. The coding region runs from base 80 to 1564 and encodes 494 amino acids. The record is from RefSeq and is a predicted model, not a curated record. The transcript is spliced from 11 exons.
GGACGGAUACGGCAGCGCGCUACUACGGGCUGCUCACUGCCUGCCUCGGUCGUCGCAGAUACGUUUCCUCGUCACAGUGAUGGCGGCCGUUCCCCACCUCUCUGCUCCCGCCGUUCCCUCUCGUCCAAGCGAUGGCAUCCUCAUUGGCGACCGGCUGUACUCCCAAGUCUACCUCACCAUUGAUAACUCCAUCAUCCCCGAGGAGCGGUUGUCGCCGACACCGUCUAUGCUGGAUGGCCUAGACCUGAACACGGAGACCGACCUCCGCAUUUUGGGCUGUGAGCUCAUCCAGUCAGCCGGUAUCUUACUCCGCAUGCCGCAGGUGGCCAUGGCGACCGGGCAGGUGUUAUUCCACCGCUUCUUCUAUUCCAAGUCAUUUGUGAAGCACAGCUUUGAGAUUGUUGCCAUGGCUUGUAUCAAUCUCGCUUCCAAAAUUGAAGAAUCUCCCAGACGAGUUAGAGAUGUGAUUAAUGUUUUUCAUCACUUGCGCCAGUUGAGAGCAAAACGGACCCCAAGUCCUCUGAUACUUGAUCAAAGCUACAUAAACACCAAAAACCAAGUCAUCAAGGCAGAAAGAAGAGUGUUAAAGGAGCUGGGAUUUUGUGUUCACGUGAAGCAUCCUCACAAGAUGAUAGUUAUGUAUCUCCAAGUCCUAGAGUGUGAAAGGAAUCAGACCCUUGUUCAGACUGCCUGGAACUACAUGAAUGAUUGCCUUCGAACCAACGUGUUUGUAAGAUUUGAAGCAGAAACUAUUGCGUGUGCUUGUAUAUAUCUUGCUGCUAGAGCUUUGGAGAUUCCAUUACCAAAUAAACCACACUGGUUUUUACUCUUUGGAGCGAAUGAAGAAAGCAUUCAAGAAGUCUGUGUCUCCACUUUGAGGCUUUAUAGCCGUAAGAAGCCAAAUUAUGACUUUCUGGAUAAGGAAGUGGAAAAGAGGAAAGUUGCCCUGCAAGAAGCUAAACUUAAAGCAAAAGGGCUAAAUCCUGAUGGAACACCGGCUCUUUCUUCCAUGGGAGGUUUCUCUCCAGCAUCUAAACCAUCAUCUCCAAGGGAAGAAAAAGCAGAGGAGAAAUCUCCAGUACCUACAAAGAUUAAACGUGAACCAGAAGAAAAGCAGUCAUUGAAGAGUCCCUAUAAUGGCUUGAGAAAAGAAAACAAGAGAAGUGUGAGCAGGUCACGAUCACGAACAAAGUCAAGAUCCCGCUCUCCAAGGAGACACUAUAAUAACAGGAGGAGCCGAUCUGGAACUUACAGCUCAAGAUCAAGAAGCAGAUCUCGUACUCACAGUGAGAGUCCACGAAGACAUCACAAUCAUGCAUCCCCACACCUUAAACUAAAGCAUCGAGAUGAUAUGCGGGGAUCAAACAGACAUAGCCAUAAACGGAAAAAGUCUCAUUCCCCCACCCCAGGCAAAUCCCGGGAACAUGGUGAUCUUUCCAAAAAGCACAGACAUGACCGCAGCCACCAUCGGGAUAGAAGAGAGAGGUCUCGUUCAUUUGAAAGGUCACACAAAAGUAAACAUCAUGGCAGUAGUCACUCUUCGCACAGCAGGCACAGGCGCUAAAUGCCAAACCAAAAGGGAAAUAAAUG